This is a messenger RNA of Anneissia japonica, 3739 nucleotides long. Its product is annotated as tripartite motif-containing protein 2-like. The transcript is spliced from 2 exons. Gene Ontology annotation, biological process: positive regulation of DNA-templated transcription. Gene Ontology annotation, molecular function: ubiquitin-protein transferase activity; protein binding; zinc ion binding. Gene Ontology annotation, cellular component: chromatin; nucleoplasm. The record is from RefSeq and is a predicted model, not a curated record. NCBI's taxonomy places the organism in Eukaryota, Metazoa, Echinodermata, Crinoidea, Comatulida, Comatulidae. Bases 124 to 2370 code for a protein of 748 amino acids.
CGCCGACGAAGCGCCAUUAAAUCGAAGCUGUAUGUGGUGAAAGCGUAUUCAGCACAACAUUAAUGGAACGCAAUAUUCUUUAAUUAUUUAAUUAACAUUGCAAGGUCGAAAGAUUAUUUAACGAUGAAUACAUUUGUAGAAGAUGUGGAAAAUGCUUUGGAAUGUUCAAUUUGUUUAAAGAGACUACAACAGCCAAAGUCACUAGGCUGCCUUCAUACCUUCUGUUUGGAUUGCCUUCAGAAUUGGGUUGAAAAACAAGGAAAGUUAGUGUGCCCAACAUGCAGACAAUCACAGAUGAUUCCCGAGGGCGGGCUACAAAAUCUUCUUCCAAACAUAUUUGUCAAUAAUAUGUUGGAGUGUUUGGAGAAAGUAGAAAAUGCAGGUGACACUGUAUGUUGUUGUUGCAGCCAAACCAAAGCUGAUUUUUAUUGCCAACAAUGCAGGACUUCCUUGUGCUCUGUUUGUAUUAAGCAGCAUAAGAUUUUAUCAACACUUGUUAGCCACACAUUGCAUCCCAUAGAGAAGAUCAAGACGAUGACAUUGCAGCAGUUUUCGUCUCUCCACCCAGCGUUAUGUCCUGAACACAACGAACCUCUGAAGUAUUAUUGUACGAAAUGCGAGACCGCUAUUUGUAUUCACUGCACUAUUAUUAAACACAAAGAUACAGAUGGUAGUCAUAAUUAUAUUGAUAUAUCGGAUGCGUUCGAUAAAUUCAAACAAAGGGUUGCUGAUAUUGAACCCAAUAUUAUGGUUUUUAAAACAAAGAUAGAGAUGCGUCAUAAUGAUAUCAGACUUGGUAUCUCAAACCUAACUAAACAUAAAGAAACCUGUGAAAAAGAAAUUGACGGACUGGUGGAGGAAGUUAUAGAAGUUGUCAGAGAAAAUGGCGCCGCAUUGAAAAAAGAUGUUGAUUGUAUUUAUCAGCAGAAGAGACUUGCCUUUGAAAAUCACGAUAAAGAACUUAAUACAAUCUUUACAAAUGUCACUAAAAGAUGGAACUACAUUUCAAAUCUGUUGAAAAGUGAUGUAGCAACAGCUGUGGGAUCAUGUGAAAAAGCAAUUGCAACACUGAAAGAAUCAGUCCAAACUCCAUCUGAAAUCGAAGCAAAAUGUUGGGAAACAAUACAUUUCUCUCAUAAUAAGGGGAAUAUCAUUGCAUUGAAACAACACGGUAUUGGUAAGAUAAUAGAAAAUUACAUUGCGGGCGAGAUUACAGAGAAUGACAUCAUUGCUAGUGAAAUUACAGAGAACUUAGCGUUGGAAGACCAUUUUGAAAUCAUACAAGCAUCUGAUGAAUUAAUGUCAGUUACUCAGAAGCAAGUAUUUGAAGUAAAAUUUGUUCAACGUCAUUCUUGUAAAUUGGAUUUGAAAUCACUGAGAGCCAUAUUAGUACACGCUACAGGAGCUACAAUGAAGAAGAAAGUUAAAGAAGAAGGCAACGGAAGUUACAGUGUCAGUUUCUAUAGCAAGUCGCCAGGAGUUGCACGUGUUCAUGUAUGUGUUGAUGAAAGGGACAUAAAGGGGUCCCCCGUAGAUAUAAUUGUUGAAAAAAGUGGAUAUAGUUGGUGUUUUGACAUUGAAUCAUAUAAAAAGAAUAGUCAGACAAGGAUCAGGGAUGUAGUAUUUGGUAAAUUUAUAAUUGUUGCAGGCAAUAGCAAUGAAAUUCUCCGGUUCUACGGCGGGAGUUAUGUAGAUAGUAUCACUUUGCCUUCAGGUACCAAAGUCAAUAGAAUGUACCAAAUGAAAAAGAGUGAUGACCUGUUAUUAAGUGACGGAGGACAUAAACGUAUUCUGGUUUACUCCAAGUUCAAUUUGAAUAAAAUCUUAAAGUGGUUCGAAUUAAAGGAGCCACAUGGCCUCACCAUGAAUGAAAAAACAGAUAUGGUUUAUGUUGCUGACAGGCAAGCUCAUUGCAUAUUUAUUUACGAUUUGCAUUGCAAUCAAUUAGUUGAGAAAGUUGGAUUGCAAGGCAGUCAUUACCUUCAUCAUAUGUCCGCACCUCGUGAUGUUGCCAUCACCAAAGACGGACACAUCAUCGUAGCUGAUUAUGGUAAUGACCGACUAUUGCUAUUAACCUGUGAGGGAUCCCCUGUUAAAUCCCUUCUGGAUGGAGCUGUAUACCAUCCAUGUGGAAUCAACGUUGAUCCGGAUGGGAACAUAAUCGUUGCUAACAAUGAAGAGCUGGAGCUUUACGAUAGCAAGGGUGGCUUCAUAAAAAGAAUCAAUGACUUGAAUGUCGAUUCAGAUGAUGAGUCGGAUGAUGGCAUUCUAGAUAAAAUUGAAGGGUUGACAAUACUAUUGGAAGAUUGUCCAAGAAGCGUCGCAGUUGCUGACUAUGGAGACAACAAAAUCAAAAUAUUCAAUUACUAACUUGGCACUUGGCUUUAGAGCCCCAUCUGAGAAACAAGUCAAGUCCCCCACCGACCAGAGCUGGUUGGCCAGUCAGACCUAAAAAAAAAAUACUAAUAGGCCUACGCCAAGCCACAGAUGGCCGGAAAUGGCACUCUUAGACUCUCAGAGUGCCAUUUUCGGCCAUCCAGAGGUACCUAUUAAAAAAAAAAUCUCAUUUUGGAGGGUGACAACCCUCACCAGCUCGGCCACACUCCCCUCAGAUGGCGCUGCGCGCAAAAGUUAUCCUUUCCUCACUUAGCCCCACCCCCUGUCCAACAGAUUAGCAACCCGACCUCCAGAAAACAUAUCCUACAGACGCCACCGACAACAUGUACCAGUAAUAAAUACAAUAUAUCAUACAGAACUGUAUAUUAUCUCAUUGAGGAAAGAAGCAGAUUAUAUCAAGGUAGUGUUAUAAGCCGGACAAACACCGUGCCCGACGGUCGGCGGUAAAGCGGUCUUAUAGAGAACGCAACAUGACGACAUGCACACAACGGAUCGUUUUUAAUGAAGAUCCACUCGGACUGCCGCCGACAAUCAACAGACGGCGUCGCGUGGUCAAGCACUCACAGAGUGCGGAGAUUGAUUCGCCGACCGACGUUCGUACUAAUCCAUAAAUAAAAUCUCAAAGUUUUAUCAAGUGUUAUCAAAAUAUACAGCAGGCUUUGCUUACGCUGAUCUCUAAUGACCGUGCACACAGAAUGGCGUAAGCUUAUUGACAGGUAGUUAUGCUUAUAGAGGGUCUAUAUUGAAUAGGCCUAUACAGUUGAAUAAUGAUUUAUUAAAAAAUAAAUUGUUAUACAACAGUAUUCGUAAUAUACAAGUCGGUGUAAGCAUACUUACUGUAUAUAUAAGCUUACGCUAUUCUGCGCAUGGUCAUUGUAAAUAUUGAUAACGCUCGAUAAAACAAAUAGAAUGAAUUAUUGCUGCUAUAGUAUAAUACUAUCAGCGAUAAUUCAUUUAUUGAACAAACACCUAUCAGUACCACAUGCUUUUACACGGUGCGUUCCUACAGGGAACAGUUUUACCUGUUCUCUGGUUCCUCACACAAAUCACAUACGCCAGCCUAAAAAAUAAAGAAAAUAGGCAUUAUCACAACGUUGAAUCCCGCAAUGAAUGAAAGUUGUCCAUACACUUGUAACAGGACGGGAUUGCCACCUAUCUUAUGGGCAGUGACUAAGUCUCAAUCUUUGGCCAGGGGCCUAAAGGGCUAAAAUGAAAAAUAAUUUAAAAACAUGAGUUAUUAAUUGUAAAGUUUUUUGUUUUUUUUAUGUGAUCAUAUAUUAGAUAGAAUUUACAAAAUUAGUCUAAAUUUGUAAAACGUUACUGCUCUAUUAUAGUCAAUAGG